Messenger RNA from Lepisosteus oculatus (spotted gar), 1506 nucleotides. The record is from RefSeq and is a predicted model, not a curated record. Lineage: Eukaryota; Metazoa; Chordata; Actinopteri; Semionotiformes; Lepisosteidae.
CACAGAAAACAGCUUUCAAUUCUACAAGCAAUGAAGCUCCUCGCAAUAAUGGCUAUUCUGUCAGGAUUUCCAUCAGUGAUAAUAAGACAGAAGCAAUGGUGUCCAUCACCAUGAAGGAUCUCCAGGAAAGGGAUGAAGGGGAUUACUGGUGUGGGGUGUCCUUACCUGGACCAGAUGAUGCAGAACAAGUGCACAUCAAGGUCAACGGAAGAAAAGAUUCAAAAUCUACAACUUGGACACCAACAGCAACUGGAUCACCAGAAAGAACAGGAACAACCAGAACAAAAUCCACUCUAACCAGUUUGUCUGUAUCAGUGACUGUGCCUUACAAUACCUUUUCCACAGAGGAGGUCAGAAAUAAUUCAGUGCUGACAACGCUCGGAGCCUGCUUUGGAGCUCUGCUGUUCCUGUGCUGCCUGACAGUCCCGAUUGCAAUGAAGAUUAAAGGAAAAAGAACAGAAGAGGCUACAAUGAACAAUGCAACACCUUCUGGGGAAGCUGUAGACUUAACCUACACUGAAGUGAGAAGUGGCAACAGCACACUGCCCCCUAGUGACAGCACCUAUGCCAAUGUCAGUCUCUCUCAGUGCCCCCCCACAGAGGAGUCUGUGGUGUACUCCAUCGUCGCCCGGUGAAGAGGAGGAGGAGGGUUUCCUGUGUGUGAGGAACAGGGUGGAGUCUCUUUUCAUGUGGAAUCAAUUAAUAGAAUUGGCUAAUUAGAACGCUUCUCAACAAACACUUGAGACAAUUUGAUGAAACUCAAAAAGUCCACUGAUCGAUUGCCAGAAAAGCCACAGAUUCAUCAUGAGGGUUGUGGCACCCCAGAGCCUGUCUUGGAUGAACAGGACACAAGGCAGGAUUGUGAUCUGGAAGGAAUGGAUCACCAACCCAUGUACAGGGCCUAUUGAGAGACAUGUCUUUAGCCAGCCAGUGCUGAGAAUAUGGGAGGAAUAUAAGGAAUCUGGGAAAACCCACACCCCCCCCCCAUGUCAUCCAGCUCAGAGAUCCUCACCUGCUGGAAGUGAGCAGACUGGAACUGCCUGCACACACCUGAACAUACCCUUGUCACUGAACACAGCCCACACCUGGACACAGAGGGGCCUGCUGCCUCAGCUCAACUUCUCACUAGGAAUGAAAUGGCAGGAGUGGGUAGCUGUGGAAGGAGAUGCCUUUCUACCACCCUGUUUGAUCAGUUUCUCUAUGGCUUGUGUUAUUUUAAUGUGGCCAUUCUAUGAGCUCAAGCAAACGUUUAGAAUUGGGAAAACAUUGUUACACGAAGUAAUUCAAACCCUAUUUUAAAACUUGUUGUUCAUGUUACCCUUAGAAAUAAAACACCAAGAGUCCUCAGGGGCUGUUGAAGGUCAGUACCGUGCUGUCUGUGCCUUGUGUGGGAGACCCCCGGUGGUGGUAGUGUACAGUAGCACUAGGGACCUUUGCACAUACUCUACUGUGUAUAUUUGCUGGCUUUAUCUGACAUAUAAACCAAAUAAAAUGCAACAAAUCAAA